This is a messenger RNA of Chrysemys picta bellii (western painted turtle), 4434 nucleotides long. RefSeq names its product basic leucine zipper ATF-like transcription factor 3 (gene BATF3). Gene Ontology annotation, biological process: regulation of transcription by RNA polymerase II. Gene Ontology annotation, cellular component: nucleus. Gene Ontology annotation, molecular function: DNA-binding transcription factor activity, RNA polymerase II-specific; RNA polymerase II cis-regulatory region sequence-specific DNA binding. The record is from RefSeq and is a predicted model, not a curated record. Lineage: Eukaryota; Metazoa; Chordata; Testudines; Emydidae.
GUGACUUCCAUGAAAUUGACAAGUGAGCUGCUGCUGCCGCCACCGCGAGUGCGGGACUCCCAGGCUCUGCCUCCCGGAGGCUGCGGCCGCGGCCGGAUCCGGGAAGAAGAGGCGGCUCCUCCCCGGAGGCUGGGGAAGCACAGAGAGCGUGCGAGCCGCUGCAGCCAGGUGCAGGCUGCCGGGAUGCCCCGGGCCGGAGUUUCCCCCUAGCGAGGCUGGGGACAGGAGUGCGCUGGCAGGGGCCGGGGUGCGGGGAGCGUGGCUGCUCUUUGGGCUCCCGCCGCGGCCCCGGCCGCUCAGCAGCUCCCGGGAUGUCGCUCGGUGUCCCGGCUUCGGGCAGCGUCCUGCAGCGAAGCGCCUCUUCCGAUGGGAAUCAGCCGCAGAGUCCUGAAGAGGAUGAUAGGAAGAUAAGACGGAGAGAAAAAAACAGAGUCGCUGCCCAGAGAAGCCGGAAGAAACAAACGCAGAAAGCAGACAAACUCCAUGAGGAAUAUGAGUGCCUUGAACAAGAAAAUACCUCCCUGAAAAGAGAGAUUGGGAAGCUAACAGAUGAGAUGAAACACCUGAGCGAGGUGUUGAAGGAUCAUGAAAAGAUCUGUCCUUUAUUGCACUGCUCCAUGAACUUUGUGACCAUACCCAGGCCUGAUGCCCUCACCAGUUGCCUGCCAAGAUGAGAGCUCCUCCUUAUUGCCUUUAAAUGCUGGUUAUUGUUGCACGUAAAUGGGAGAGAUUUAAAGAUCCAGUUUCUUUUUUUCACCACAAUGCAGGUAUAUCCCUCUUGCAGAGGGAUGGACUUUAUCAAAUAGGCCUUUACAUCUCUAAAUCCUCUGAAUAUCAAAAAGGUCAGUGUGGGGAGAACAAGACUGAGCUACAAUUUAUUUUCUAGAACCUGUAAUACACUGUUUCAUGUUCAUAAAUGGCAAAAUAUGAUACAAUCUGCUUUUACAGGAUGGAAACUCUGGAGAAAAAUAGCGGUAUAGGCUAGAAUCUGAUUUACCCCACACUCUGCUGGCUAUUAUUUCUGAGUUGUUAGAUUGUCAUCCAUAGAUCUUAUAUAUAUAAUAUUCUGGCUGCUCAUUUUUUGUUUACACUGGGGUUUGGCUAAUAAAAUCAAUGUGCUCUUUUUAUCUUUAUGGUGUCCCCCACCUUCUUCAAUAUCCAAUGCCUUUCGAACACCUUUACAUCUGCUCAUUUGUCAAAUCCAAAGUCUAAUGCUAAUCUCCCUGCUUUCAGUGUGCCUUAUUAUUUGCUGAUCACCAGCUUCAGGAUGUUUGAAAAGCUUUAUUGAUUUCCCUUCUGAAGCUUGUGUAACAACUGAGUGUAGAUCAUCUUCACUUCCCUAAUCACCCAAGCCAUCAAUCCUCAAAGAGUUUUAUUCUCAUUCUUGCAUGAAGUGUGCCCACUUUCCAAGGAGUAAAUGCAGAACAGGCAGUUUGGGGUCCAGAUUCAUCCCAGGAGCAAAGCCACUGUAGCCAGUGGAAUUCUGCCAGAGGGAAUUCCCUUUGGGUUUUUUUGUUUUGUGGUUUGUUUGUAUGUUUUGUAAUUUACUAGUUGUCCUUUUCCCCAUUAUCCAUUACACAUCUAGAGCUAGAUUCACCAGGGAGACUUAGGUGCCUAACUGCCACUUUACGUGCCUAAGCCCAACAUUUAGGUGCCACUAGCAUUCACCAAAUCCCCAAGGUGCCUACAUUUUGGCACCUGGUGUGCACAGCUGCCUCAAUCCUGCCCCCAUCCAGCAGCUCAGUGCUUAACUUUCACCUAAGCCCCAGCAGGACUUAUCAAGUAGGCAAUCCCCUGUCUAUGUUGCCUUUGGGGCCUGAUCCCAUAGGUGUACUGAUAGCAUGCCUAAACCUGCGCAAAAGAUGCCAGAGGAGAUGGUGGUGGUGUCCCCCUUUUGCCCAAUAGCUCAGUGGUUAGAGCACUCACCCAGGAUGUGGGAGACGUAGGUUCAAAUUACUGCUGUACUGCCUCCUGUCUCCACAGGGAAGUUGGUGGUAUGGUCGGUAGAUAAAAGCUUGGCUACAGGAUGAAGGAGACCUGCCUGACUUUUCAGCCGCUGAAGCACCAGUUGGCUGCAAUGUGAGCCUCCUUCCAGCAGGGGAUCCCUUGCACAGUCUGACCAGAAUUACAGGUAUCUAGAAUAGAGCACUGCUUGGGAGGGAGUUGGCAACUGAGGAGUAAGAGGCCUAGAGCUGAAGCUGCCUGAUCCCAGGUUUUCCUGGACGUGACCUCUUUUUUGGUAGCCCACCCUCUGUCCGGGCAGAUUUUUCAAAUAAGAGGCAGUGUCCAGGAUUGUUCGUUGUGGAGCAGAGGUUGCAGCUCAGAGAGAGCCAUCUCCAUGCCCCGAUUGGUCCCUCCCCUGCAUCCACAGAUGCCAGAUCCUGCCUGCCCUAGCCCAGCCUGCCAGGUAAGUGGAGCCACGAAGCGCCUCUUGGCUGGGCCACCUGCCCCGCCGCGGGGCCUCAGAACCUGUCUGGGAGGGGUGACAGGACCAGGCUUUGGUUCCCUGCCAUAGACAGGCUGGCACUGUGUCCCGGGCCUGGGCCAGCCUCCCCGCCACUGUGAUAGGGAGCACGACACUGCCCCCCCACCUCGACAAUGAGGCCUCAGGUACCCCUUCCAACAUCUCCCAGGUACCCCUUCGAGUACACACACACCUCUCCAGCACCCCCAAAAAAACCCAGUACACAUGCACUCCCCAUAUACCCCUUCCAGCACAUACACCCCUCCAGCACCCCCCUCCAGUACACACACCCCUCCAGCACCCUCCCAAACCCACUCCCAGUACACGUACACCCCUCCAGUACCCCAAAUACCCCUUCCCAGUAUACACACUCCUCCAGCACUCCAAAUACCCCCUUCAUCACCCCCAAAUACCCCCUCCCAGUACACAUAAACCCCUCCAGCAUCCCCAAAUCCCCUUCUCAGUACACAUGCCCCUCCAGCACCUCCAAAUACCCCCUCCCAGUACACACACACUCCAUCCAGCACUCCCAAAUCCCCCUCCAGCUCCUCCUUCCCCUCCCCACCCCCCCAAAGGUGUCCUCUAGUUGUGAACUUGAAAUAUACUAACCCUAUGUCCAGGUAAAGCCCCCACCCCCACUCUUGCUCCCCAGCAACACUAGCUUGUGUUCAGCAAUCACCCAGAUACAAAUUAGCAGGAACUCUGAUUUUAAAAGCCAAAUUAAAGAGUCAGGCUAUGGAUCUAGCUCAGCCACACACACCAAAAUAGAUCAAGGCAUCAUUUUUGAAUUGUUUCUGCUCAUUUGAAUAACAAUGAAGUAGUAAUGGGCUGCUUCGUUUUUUCUCUUUGAUACACUGUCAAAAAGCAGAGAUGUUUAUAAAAGGACAUUAUAAUUGAACAUUUUAGGCUUCCUUUGGCAUUUAUUUUACUAUGGAAUCUAGAAAUAGAAUAAUAGAGUCAUACAAAUGUAGGGCUGGAAGGGACCUCAACAGGUCAUCCGCAGUACCCCAUAUGCUGAGGCAAGGCCAAGUAUACUUAGACUGUCCCUGACAGGUGUUUGUCCAAACUGUUCUUAAAAACCUCCAGUGAUGGGGAGUCUACAAUCUCCUUAGAACUAUUAUGUUCAUUAUGUAAAGAGCAAAAGGCACAAUAAGUGGCAGACCAAAUGGACUAUUUUUCCAGCUCUGUCACCAAAGUGUGUAUGAUAUUAUUGAUGUUGAUGCAUCAUCCUUAUAUUUAAUAAUAGAGUGGUAACUUACCAAAAUUUUUGGUGCCCAAUAUUCAAAGGCUUUUGGGCAUCUUAACAAUAAUUAGUUAAAAUGAACAACGUUCCACAAAUAAAUUCAAUAUUGCUGUCUGUUUAUAGUUAGUUUGACGUUUGAGUCCACGCAUGGCAAGAAGAGAGCUGAGGUAAUAAAGCAGAGUCUCACAUAGGAUAAAUAAAAAGAUCAACAUUGGGGCUGCAGUGAUUACAAAAACCGAAUGAACUGUUCAUGAGGUAUAGGUUUGUAAUGUAUUUAAAAACAGAAAUUUAUUCUAGAGGCUGGGAUAAUCGGAUUGUUACAAUACAACAAGGAAGACGAACAGAAAGGAAAAGGUUCCUUUGUAAACUAAGCAACAAAAAUAUCUUUAUCAAAUCCAAACCUCCCCCUUUGGAGCAGACUAACACACCAUUGCAAUAUAUAUUCUAAAUCUGUGUAUGUGCUAAAAUGUCCUGUCCUAGCUAGUCAUGUCCUAGCUUUCGAAAACUUCCAAAAAACUUGAUUUGUUCCCUCUGAAUUUGAGCUAUUUUUUUUCUGAUGUACGGUAUAUGUGAGGGAUGCGUAGUAAGUGGGAGCUGUGUUGUCUUCAGUUGUAUGGCACAUAUGAGUGUUACCAUGUAGUCAUAGCCUUGUUAUAUAUGGAUGUACAAUACAUGUGAGUUUGACUGUGGUUUUCAAAUACAUAGUGAAGUUUGCCAUCUGUCCAGA